Molecule: messenger RNA, 2408 nt
Organism: Pocillopora verrucosa
Lineage: Eukaryota; Metazoa; Cnidaria; Anthozoa; Scleractinia; Pocilloporidae
Product: protein disulfide-isomerase TMX3-like
Biological process (GO): peptidyl-cysteine oxidation
Cellular component (GO): endoplasmic reticulum
Molecular function (GO): protein disulfide isomerase activity
Source: RefSeq, a predicted model, not a curated record
GACUGGGUCAAGGCUAAUAACCAGCUGUCAAAAUGGCGAUCAAGAAUAGGCCCUCAAUACAAUUUCGGAGAAUAUUCUCUCUUACUUUCCUAGCGCUAGUCGUUUUGUUCUGUAGGUGCAAUGCGUUCGUCAAAGAGCUUGACGGCAGUUUUUCAUCUCUGAUGAAUGAGGGUAGCUGGUUAGUUGAGUUCUAUGCCCCAUGGUGUGGUUACUGCAAGAAACUAGAGCCAAUAUGGGCUGAAGUAGGGAAAACUCUUUAUGGAUCACCUAUUAGAGUUGGAAAAUUAGAUGCAACUAGAUACUCAGCAUUAGCAAAACACUUUGGUAUCAGAGGAUUUCCUUCAAUUAAAUUUAUUAAAGGAAAAAGAGUUUUAACAUUUGAAGGUGAACGCACAGUCCAGGAUUUUGUCCAAUUUGCAGAGAAGGCAAACAGACCAGCGGUUACUGAGCUCAAGGAUGCAGCCCAAAUGGAGAGAAUAAGAAAUGAGAAAAGUGUCUGUUUUUUCCUAGUAACAAGCAAUGACAAUGCACAGUUGUCAGAAAAACUUAAAGAUAUUUUUUAUCAAGUUGCUGAAGAUAAGGUUAUUCAAAGCUAUUUUUAUCAAAUUGAUCAGGGAGCUUUACCAGAGGAUGUUGAGGUAAAGGGGCCAACUGUCAUUGUUUCAAAAGAUGGUUCCAUAUCCAUGCUUGAAGGUUCAGACGAUGUAAUUGAAGAGAGUACGUUAUCUGGAUGGAUAAAUAAUGAAAGAUUUGAAGCAUUUGUUCAUGUCACCAGAUCGAAUUUUCAUGAUAUCACCACAACUGGCAAAAUAAUGCUGUUAACUGUACUGGCAGAACAGAAGAGUAAAAAGAAAAUAAAUGAAAGGGUCAGCAAAAUUGUCAAAAGUGUGGCCAUAAAUGAACGGCAAAGAUUUCACAGGCAUUUUCAGUUUGGAUGGAUGUUGGGGGAUACUAUUGCAACAAACCUCAUGAUGAGCUCAAUGUCAGCCCCAUUCUUAAUGGCAUAUAACAGUACAAAUCAUGUGUAUUACUUAAAGCAGUAUUCAGAGAUUAAAGAGGAAUUUACUGAACAGCAGUUGGUAUCUUUCCUUGAAGAUGUGUUGGAGGGUCGUGCAAAGGGAUACGGUGGAGACUCGUACUUUCAAAGAUUCUAUAGGGGGAUUUGGGAACUUCUCAGAUCGAUUUACGAAAUCUGGACCACCCAACCCAUUGCUGCUAUACUCAUGUUUGGCUUCCCUCUGCUGGUGUUCUCAUUUCUUAUCUAUAUGCUGUGUAUCGCUGACCCUGGACCUGAAGAGGAAGAUUUGGAAGAGCUUCAAGAUGAAGGCACCGAGUAUUUAGAUGAUGAAGAUGGAGUAACAGAACUGAAAGCAACUGAGGAGGAAGUUGAUGCAAACCCAAAACCGAAGACAGAAUGAUCGAUAUUAUUCGGAAACAUAAGCAUUGUAAGUUCAGUUCAGUUGCGGCAGCUUCUACCGUGCCAGAAUCGCAUUGACAGCAAGUACUCUACAUGAGAUGUUCAGGUUUUUCUGAAGAACAAGUGAGACUGGUUCUCCUUAACCUGCAUAGGUAGCGGUAUUUUUAGCGAUUGAUGAUAAAUAAAGACAGCGGAGUGCAACUUCGAAUAGUAAAACUAUUUUCCUUCCUCAGCCUCUCGCGACUCUGUGUUCAUGGCUUCGAAGUGCACAAAAAAACCCUCAUCUACGUAGUCGAGGUCCUUGCUCAGCUGUUUAGAUUCCAUUUCAAUCGAUAUUGGUAAAUCCUAUUCCAAUGUUAUCACUACGGCCAAUGAGUGGGAAGGGGAAUGUAACAUGAAACACGAAGCCAAUAAAGGGGAGGGGUGUUAAUGAGAACUCAAAUUAAAACUAAGCAAGCUGCCAAAAGUUACGGAAAACGCGAGUGACUAAGUCGCACUUAAGGUCCAUUGCUUUUGGUUAUGCAAGUUUUCUCGACCAACCACAAGCAAAGUGAAUCAAAACCAAUGGGAAUGCAAUUCCUGAUUACCUUGAAGACUCCAUUGAAAGUCCUCAAGCAAUGAUGCGUCAUCCACGCAUAUGCGUUCUCUCUUCCCCCCCCCCCCCCCUCCAGCCUUUCGUGUGCAGACUGUAAGCGCUAGGGGGUCCACUAAGUUCAGCUACAAGCACAAGAAGCAUCGCCAAUUCUCAGUUGACCGUAUGGUAAAGGAACGAAUGCAUCUCAGUCCGAAAGAGUCGGGUUACGCUUAUUUGGCCGAAUUUCACAUUUCACAUUUCACCGAUGACUGACAAGACUGUUUUGUACGUCAACUAAAGCUUUCAGAAAAUAACUAAUUAACUUUUCUUCCUUUGUCACAUUCUAUUCGUUGCCUCUAUUUUACAUUUAAUGCAGUGAACUCCACAUAUACAACUAAAGGAAAGUUAAUAAAUAUA